AUGUCUCGGUGCAGCUCAGAGAUGGACCCCGACGUCCCCGAUGUAGGUCAGGAGGCAAUGCCUUUAAGACUUUUAUCACUCGGCAAGUUGAAACAUCCUCUUUUGAGAUAUCUACUAAACGUUUGA
Molecule: messenger RNA, 126 nt
Organism: Sclerotinia sclerotiorum 1980 UF-70
Lineage: Eukaryota; Fungi; Ascomycota; Leotiomycetes; Helotiales; Sclerotiniaceae
Exons: 1
Coding region: 1-126 (41 amino acids)
Source: RefSeq, a predicted model, not a curated record